Molecule: messenger RNA, 702 nt
Organism: Peronospora farinosa
Lineage: Eukaryota; Oomycota; Peronosporomycetes; Peronosporales; Peronosporaceae
Source: the annotation of a GenBank genome assembly
AUGCUGUCCUCGACGUUGAAGAAAUCAGUUGGCAAAGCUGCCUCAUCGACUCCCACGCUGAAGCGGGGCAUGGCGGCUGCUGCUGCCUCUUCUACAAAGGAGGUGGAGGAAAUUGGCAGCUUUGGCCAAAUGACGCAGCCCAAGCUGCAGCUUUUUGGCUUGCAUGCCCGUUAUGCCAAUGCUCUUUAUAGUGUGGCUGCCAAACAGAAUCAGCUGGAAGCUGUAGAGAAGGAGCUUAAGACUAUUGAAGAGACCAUUGCCAAGGAGCCGAACUUUGCCUCGUUCUUACACGACCCCACGAUUGCCCGUGCUUCUAAAAAAGAGGACAUUGCCAAGGUCAUGGAGCAGGCCAAGUUUUCCAAGCCUGUGGCUGGCCUUUUUGAGGUACUUGCAGACAACGGCCGUCUGCCAGAUGUCGCGGGCGUCAUCUCCGCCUACAAGAAGCUCAUGGGUGCCUACCGCGGUGAAGUUCAGGCCAAGGUCACGUCGGCUGACCCGCUGACCAAACCACAGCUAGACCAGGUCAAGAAGGCUCUUGCUGCCCGUGUGGAGAAGAACGAGAAACUGCUGCUGGAGACGGUUGUGGACCCUGAAAUUCUAGGUGGUCUUAAGGUGCAAAUCGGCAACUACUUCAUUGACCUGUCGCUUGCCACGAAGAUUGACAAGAUCAACACAUUGCUUGCCAAUUCAAGUCAGCAAUAA